AAGAUGUUCCCGAAACAUUCCCCGAUCCUGGUGUUUUGCCUUUUCCUGGGCGUUUCCCUGGCGUCCAAGCUACAUAUUCCGAUUAGACCAAACUCCCACAUCCAGGAGUUGCAGGUGGAGAGCAAUGAACUGGCAGCAACCCACUCGGACAUCUCCAACAGGUGCUUCCAGAUCUAUCGACCACUUUUGGAGAACGUUGCGGCGCGUUAUGAGACCAACUUUGAAGCCUGCAUAACGGGCUAUGACAAUUCCACGGCCGUGGUCAAUGCGAAGUACUCAGGUGAUCGCCAGAAUAUCUUAAAGGCUGCCGACAUUGGCUGCGCUAGCCCCAAUUCAUACUGCACCUGCUGGACACCGGAGAAACAGGACCUGGACAUCGUGGUCUCACGCCUCGAAUGCGCCUCUAAUAAAUCUGCGGAGAGCUCCAAGACCUUCUACGGCAUUUCGGCCAAUGCCACGGAGAUUGCUGUCAAGAUCAAGGAGGAAUAUCGUGUUCUGGAGUCCCGUAGAGAAAUUUGCGAGAAUAAUGCCGAGCGCACCUAUGUGGAGGACACAGCCGACACCUAUGAGAGGUUGAACAACUGUCUCAAGGGAAUCCCCGACACAACCAUCCGAACUACCACACCAUACCAUACCACGUUCUAUACCACACCACUUCCACCCACUGCAGCGCCAGCAGUUAAUUAGUUUAGAAAAUGUAAAUGUAUUCAAGAGCAAAAUAAAGAAAAAUCAGGCAAUCUAA
Drosophila elegans is the source of this 742-nucleotide messenger RNA. RefSeq lists its product as uncharacterized. The coding region runs from base 4 to 687 and encodes 227 amino acids. The record is from RefSeq and is a predicted model, not a curated record. The transcript has a single exon. Lineage: Eukaryota; Metazoa; Arthropoda; Insecta; Diptera; Drosophilidae.